GCCAUGCCAUUUCAUUCAUCAUUUUGUUUGAGUCAUUUCUUUCUAUUCAAAUCAAUUCAAUACUAACUAAUACUUAAAGGUAAAUUAAAUCACGUAUCCGCUGACCGACAUUGUUUAUUUUAGAGGUAGUACAUCUUUCUAACAAUAUUUUUUUGGAAAAAGCCAAAAGUAUCGUACACAAAUAACAAUAACAAUAGUGUUCAGUGAUAGCUUUACAAAAUAUGCGUGCCUUGUUAGUUGCACCGGCGGCAAAUUUACGCUGUUAUUUGUGAUAAUAAAUAGUGAUUCUUCAAAGAUGAAUUUUAUAAUUUUAUAUUUGAUGUUAAUAACAUCAAUGUCGCUCGGCGAUGUCGGCGAACAAGAUCUUAAUGAAAUAUCAGAAGAAGCGAAUGCAGUUAUAAUAAAUAAAUGUUGUGAAGAAAACGAGAUCAUGGUCGAUUCCGGAUGCAGAUUAGCUGAAAUAGUCAACCAAACAUUGUGGAAACCUCAAUUUAAAACAGAAGAUGGUAAAGAUGUUGAUGUGAAAUAUUUCCGUUAUGUACAUGGUGUGCCAGAUUGUGAAACAACAGAAAUGAGAGGAAUAUUCCAGUUUGGAAAGUCAGAGGAUGAGUUAAAUCUACUAUCAGAUGGUCGAUUACGCCACCUAAUCCAUCAUGAACACAGCUCUGACAGCAUUAAAGAGGAUACAUUAAUGAUCAACACAUUUAGUAUCCACGAUCCUAUUGUUAUACCAGAAGAGAAGGAACCUACAUCUUUCAUUCAUGUUCAAAAUAAAUAUUGUAUGGAUAAAAUCUUAAUGGCAAAUACAAAUGAGACAGGUGAAUAUGCUGUUGUUUGCAUACCAGAAGUAAAAAUUAAUUGGAGAGAUACAAGUUUUCUAAUGAAGAAAAUACUGAAUCCACUAUUCCAUGCAAUUGCAAUGGUACUAUUCCUUAUAGUGGCUAUAAUUUACUUUGUAUUGCCCACACUGAGAGAUUUGGCAGGAAAUAUUAUCACGACAAUAAACGUGUGUCUAAUAGUAAGUCAAGCAGCUGAUCUAGUAAGAAUAUUUACUGAAUUCAGUAACCACGUCAGUUUUAUGAUCACUGAUAUAAUUUUAUAUAUCAGUCUAUUGGGCGCUUUCUUUUGGUUGAACAGUUUUGGAUUUUAUGUUUGGAAAACCUUCAAAUCUAGAAAUGUCUUCCUCAGAGUCACAGAUGUGCGCAAAUAUUGUUACUACUCCAGUGUAGUGUGGUCCAGUGUCACAGUCAUGGCCGCAAUGGCUAUUUGUGCCCAUUUUCUGCUGGAUACUGGUACAAAUCCAAACAGGAAAAUGCGAACACAGUUCUCAUCGUCAAUUCUUGUUGACGAUGCUGAACAAGAAACUAUUGGAUGGCUUGGUAUCGCAAUUUUUUUCACUCCAGUUGCAUUUACAAUUAUUUUUAAUAUUUUCUUUUAUAUAACAACAUUAAAAGUUAUAAAAAGGAUAAAUAUCUAUGGCCGGAUUCAUCACAAACUGAAAGGAUGUUUCAAUUUGUUCCUGCAAUUGUUCCUGAUCAUGACGACUGCUUGGCUAUUUCUCCUUCUCUCUUGGCUCAAUUUUGAUGGAUUAAUAUACGCUCACAUAGUUGUCAAUAUACUUCAAGCAAUCCUCGUGUUCUACGUGUGUGUUGUACGACAAUCGCACGUCACAUUUCUCUUAAGAAAGAGCUGUUGCUACGCGGAACCAAUACCCACCGGUGAGUGGGGUGACGAGAUGACGCAUAUGAAUGGUGGUAAUUACUAAUUAAAAAGUCUGAAUAGGUUGUAAAAGUGGAUUAUGGGCAUAGAACCGUAUGACAGUAGGACAGAUUUACUCGGUCACAAUUUUUAACGCUCUUAUAUUCAGGGUUGUGUUGUCAUGAGUAAAAAGUAUUUACUUUAUCAUUGGUAAAAUAUCAAUAGCGCCUAUUUUUUUUUAUUUUUAAUAAAUAAUUUCUUAAGCAUGAAGAAAUAAGCUAUGAGGUUAUACAAAUUACAAAUAUGAGUAAUUUAAUAUAACAAAUUUGUUAUUAAAAUGUAAUAUUCUCUACUGGAAUUAUUCAUUAGAAAUUAUGAUAAGUAAAUUAAUUUUCGACUUUUUUUUAAUAUCAUGACAUUACUAGUAGUUUGCCCAUAACUUCUUAUUCAUUCAUUAAACGUGGUUAUGAUUUGGCGAAAGGUGCUGUAGUGAUAUUAUACAUAGUUAAUGUACAAACAAAUGCAGCUUCGCUUGCAUCAAUCACUUUAUCCAUAGUAAAAAAUAAUAUCUUUUUAUGGAUGUUUUAUUACUUUGAAAUAUCAAUGAUGAUUUUGAAACGGGAAUUUAGAUAUUAAUAAUAAUCUUCGAUUUUAUAAUUAAGUACUUAACAUUUUUACAAAAUCAUAUAACGCAAACUUGUUUUAAUAUUAUUAUGUACAAGUAUAAAUAUGUAUAUAGCUAGAAAUAAGGUUUAUAUACAGCUCACAGCGACUUCACCAGUUUUUACACGUUCCUAGUGUUAUUUCAAUUUAAACCAUACUCAUUUAAGACUGUAAAAUUGAAUCUCAUUGUGGCCCAGUUAAACAAGCACUGACAAAAAUUUUAAGCUUUAUAAAGUUUUUAUUGACAAAUUAUUUCUGUGAUGUUCAGCUUAAGAAUAAGUGUCUUACAUAAAACUUGUGCCUUUUACAAGUGUCUCGAAAUUAGGUACCAAGUAAAAUGAAUUAAAUUUAUUCAUAAGGGUAAUAUUAAAAAUUAAGAUUGUACGGCUUUUUUGCCGCUAAUAUUAUAAUUGCCAUAACUAAAUCGGAAUGCUCAUAAAGAUACUUAAUUUUGGUGUUGUUAAUCAAAUAACUAUUAUCAUAGGAUUUAUUGAUAAUAUCCAAUUAAAUUGGUUUAACAUGACAAGAAAGAGAAUUUAUUAUUUUAUUGUUAUUAUGCACCUAAUGGCACAAAUGAUAACAAAAUUAUGUUAUCGGUAAUAUGCAUAAUCAAACUAUUUUGUUUAUUAAAUACACGACACACACUAAAGUCCAUUCUAAAGGGCAAUUCUCAAUCUCUGAAAUAUUACUGUUUGAUGUUACAGUGAAAUUAUUUAACUAAGGAACACUAAUAAAUAAUAUUUGAGUCAGAAAUAUUAAAUAAAUUUGUCCUGGAAAUCUGUAGCACAAUACUUUCAUACGCUUUAGAACCUACCUCUAGUUCUCUUAUCUUAUGAUCUGGAUCAUGUAAUUGAAUUUUUAUUUGUGUAUAUUGCCGAUGACUUGAUUACGAUGAUAUACUAAUAUAUUAUACAUACUCAAUUUUCUAAGGCAGCUCUUAUUCAUAUCAUAUAUUAUAUUAACUAUACAAUAAUUGUACAAGUAUUAUAGAAGAUAAUGUUCAUUUAUAGCCAGAGUUCUGGUCUUACUAUGAAUUAAUGCAAAUAUAAAGUUGACAAAUGUCACACAUAUUAAUCGAUUUUUUAUAAUAAUAUAAUAUAAUCAAGUAAUGAAAUAAAAUCACAGAUUUUAGCGUUAACAAAUAAUUAUUCAGAAUAUGUAUUGUAGUAGUGAUUCUAAAAUUCUGUUCUCUCUAAAAAUAUCUCUUAAAUUAGUGAAUUUUUGAGAAGUUUAAUGAAUAACAUUUUGUAAUUUGGUCCCUUUGUAGUAAGAAUUUCGAUACAAAUAAAAUCCGUCCUGUUAAAUAUAAAAUAGUGGCUAGUGAUUAUUAACAAGUUAAUUAACAUAUAAUAUGCUCUCUGAAUAUUGACUUACUGUUUUAAAUUGUACAUUUCACAAUUCACACGCCAAUAUCACCUGCUAUUUCAAGUACCUAGUAAACUUAUGAGUGAAGCAUUUAUUGUUUAUGACUUUUUAUUCUAAUGUUUUAUUACAAUAAACCAUUUGGGUAUA
Molecule: messenger RNA, 3873 nt
Organism: Galleria mellonella (greater wax moth)
Lineage: Eukaryota; Metazoa; Arthropoda; Insecta; Lepidoptera; Pyralidae
Gene: mthl5
Product: probable G-protein coupled receptor Mth-like 5
Exons: 8
Coding region: 296-1765 (489 amino acids)
Biological process (GO): cell surface receptor signaling pathway
Cellular component (GO): membrane
Molecular function (GO): transmembrane signaling receptor activity
Source: RefSeq, a predicted model, not a curated record